Molecule: messenger RNA, 1375 nt
Organism: Lathyrus oleraceus (garden pea)
Lineage: Eukaryota; Viridiplantae; Streptophyta; Magnoliopsida; Fabales; Fabaceae
Exons: 1
Coding region: 275-955 (226 amino acids)
Source: RefSeq, a predicted model, not a curated record
ACAAUAAUAAAUAAAUUUUAUCAUAAUAAGUAACCAAUGGUUUUCUCGUUAUUAUUUUGCCCCCGAACCGUUACCCAAAACGCCGUGUUUUGAUUUCACUCAACCCAACAGUCACUAACCUCUUUUUAUUAACCAUGGUUAGACUUCCACUAAUAGAAUUAACCAUGGUUAACUCUACUCUCUUCUUUUAUAAUCCUCACCCACUCAGCGAAAACGAGAGAAAUCAGAAAAAUUUACCAGGAAAACGGAGAGAAAAAACUGAAACAGAAACAGAAUGGCGUUGUAUCUGGAUGAAGAAGAGAUAUGGAAAUGUCUAAAACACCCUUCGAAACGAAGGAAGAUUGGAAUUUGUCCAAUCUGCCUCCGUGAACGACUCGCAACUCUCUGCCCUAACUGCGCUAACGUGCGCCCGUGUUCCUGUUACGCUACAACUUCCUCUUCGUCUUCAUCAGCGUCUUCGUCGUUCUCUCGAUUUUCCGUAACCGGUGACAGCGUCGGCGCGAUUGGUAAAGUUCACAAUCUCAUCGACCGUGAGCCUUCGCUCCGACGCUCGCGUUCGAUGGCUAUUCCGUUUCUCCGGUCGCGAUCGAGAUUCUCCGGCGGAAUUAAAGAGUUGGAUCACGAUAACACUAAGGAUUCUCCGGUGAUCAAUGGAAGCAGUUCGGCGAGGUCGUUUUGGUCAAUGUUUAAGACGAGUAAUCGCAACAGAGGAAGCGAAUCGGAGCGAGAUUGGGAGGCGAAGAAGAUAUUGACGGCGGAACGCGACAACGAUGUGAGUCGAACCGCGGUGAUGGCAAGGUCAAGGUCUGUGGCUGUUGCGUCGGUUACUGGAGAUGGAGAAUCGAAACCGCGUUCAAAGGGAAAGGGAUGGUCCUUUCCGAGUCCGAUGAAGGUUUUCCGGCAAUCAAAGGCUUCUAAAGUUGUUCAGGAACGUUCUCCUUUGUAUAGAGGUUAAAUUUUUUUGUAGAUUACCAGUAAUGAAUACAACAGCUUAAUAUUGACCCAAAAAUAUUAAUAUUUUUUCGUUUUUUUUUCUUCCAUUAUAAUGCUGUUGAAUCAUGAUUUUAAUCUCCAUUAUGAUUCUUGUUUUUCAUGUUUUGACUGAAAAAUGUUGAAUUUACUGUACAAAUAUAAACAGUAAAAAAACGGUUAUGGUUAUUUGAGUUGUUAUUUUAAUAUUCCAUUAAGUAAUUAGAGAAAGCACCAACUGUUAAUUAGGGGCCUGAUUAGGCUGUACUGUGCUACUUGGUUUGGUUGUGAAAUGAUAACUGCAUUAUAAUUGGUGCUAAUGAUCAUUUUUUGAUAUGUAUGACCCCACUUAACAUGUGGUUCUAGUCUUAUUAAUCAUAGAAUGAUUACUAUCAAUAUUUCUUUC